Mycotypha africana is the source of this 550-nucleotide messenger RNA. RefSeq lists its product as uncharacterized. Lineage: Eukaryota; Fungi; Mucoromycota; Mucoromycetes; Mucorales; Mycotyphaceae. The coding region runs from base 112 to 444 and encodes 110 amino acids. The transcript has a single exon. The record is from RefSeq and is a predicted model, not a curated record.
GGAAAGUAUCAAAGCGCUACUCCAAUAACUAUGAAUAAGUAACUGGACACGCAAAAAAAUUCAUAACAAUUCUCUAACUAAAACAAAUUCUAUUCGAACUGGAAGAAAUCAAUGGGAGAAAGGGAGAAGCACACGCACAAACACACACAGAGAGAGAAAGAGAAAGAGACAGACGUUACGUUGAUAAAUAGACGGGAAGGAAGAAAAAGCGGGUUUUAUGCGCUUUGUUCUUUUAUAACCGGAACACACACUAGUACUGUCUGCAAGCUGCUGUGUGCCUUUUUUCUUCUUGUUGGUCUACGAUUCGUAAUUUCAAUAGCAAACUUUAGGGCAAAAAUCAAAAAAGUAAAGAAGAGAAAAAGAAAGAGAGAGAGAGAAGGAAAAAGUAAAGGAAGGCAAGCAGAAGAAAGAAAAGAGCAGCAAACAAGGAGAAACGAUCCAUAAAAAAGGGACCCUAUCCCUCCCCUCUUCGUUCCCUCCAAAAAAUAAAUAAAAAAAAGCAUCCAAUCCCCCAAGCAUCUGCUUAGCUGUUCAUCACCCUCAAUAAAUA